AUGGUCCCGCUUCCUCUCCAAGCCGUCGUUCGAGGGCUUGUUACAACACCACCAGAGCUUACGCACCAAAUCAUCGAUGAUCUCCGCGUCUGGGACAUUCUCAGGCUUUUGAUUCAUGACAAUCUUUAUAUAAACGAUUGCAUUCUCUCACAUCAAACCUGUGGCCAGGUCUUCGAUCAUGACCACGGCAUUCUUGCCAAAGUGCGCGAGGCCGCUCGCUUCUAUUAUGAAUUUUAUUCAGACUGUCAACUUGAAAUGGCACCCAAGAACUCCAUCCUGGCCUUGAACAUCCUCUCUGUCAAAUCUAAACGAUACAACCAAAUUCUAGACACAAUGCACUCGCGCAUCUACGCCCAGAUUCAAUCGGCCACCAAGAUUGCGAAUCUGAAUCGUUACGCUCCGGAGCAUACUUCUGGGCCAGGACUUCCCGAAGUCUGGGACUACUCAACAGUUGAGGCCCUGGAAGAGCGCUGGAACGCCACGAAAGAAGCGAGGGGGAACCUUGCCCACAAGAGCAUUGCUCAGCUGCGUUGGGCUGCAGAUAUGCUACAAACGAACCCGGACAUCUUAAAGAGAACACUGGAUCCAGGCCAACAGCCGCGACGGAAUAUCGCGCAUGUCGUUCAGAGAAUGAGGUCUAGCGCCGACAAAAUUGCCAAAGUGCAUCGCCUCUAUUAUGCAGGCUCAGAGUACCUCCUUUAUGAAUUUUUUCCUAUCAUUCCGUUCGACUGGGCCUUGGAGGAGCUGAUCGAUAUGCUGGUAAAGCACCAUUUGGCCACCGAAAGCCCUGAUGGAGAAGCUGAAGUGCCCGAGAGGAUGCCAGAAGAUGGGAUUGCAAUUUCAAUUGAACAUCCCACAUCUAUCAAGCGCUCCGCCCAAAUCCUGAUCAUCGGAAUGCCAUAUUUCUAUUCAUCUUUUCCUCACUCGCUACCUCAUUCCAAGCAUCCUCUCAUAACAAAUAAGAAGAACCAGAUUUUCCGAACUGCGAACACGCCUUGGUCUGGAAAGCCGUUCAUAUUUCCGGACCUUAAUUUAGAGACCCCGUGUUUUACGCCACAUAAUUCUGGACCUCGCCCUGCGUUUCGUCGGGAUAAGCCGUUUCAACUGUAUGAGCCUCAUGAUGGAAGGGAAGAGGAAUGGUUAGAGGCUUUUGUGACUUUAUACCGCUAUUUCAAAGGCUUGGAGAGUGAAGGCCACGCCCGGACUUAA
Messenger RNA from Penicillium lagena, 1209 nucleotides. RefSeq lists its product as uncharacterized. The record is from RefSeq and is a predicted model, not a curated record. Bases 1 to 1209 code for a protein of 402 amino acids. NCBI's taxonomy places the organism in Eukaryota, Fungi, Ascomycota, Eurotiomycetes, Eurotiales, Aspergillaceae. The transcript has a single exon.